This is a messenger RNA of Chenopodium quinoa (quinoa), 1309 nucleotides long. RefSeq lists its product as uncharacterized. NCBI's taxonomy places the organism in Eukaryota, Viridiplantae, Streptophyta, Magnoliopsida, Caryophyllales, Amaranthaceae. Bases 198 to 746 code for a protein of 182 amino acids. The record is from RefSeq and is a predicted model, not a curated record. The transcript has 2 exons.
UUUCCGUCUAGAUGGCAAAAGCUUAAAACAAGCUCAUCGCUAUGUUUUACUGCAUCAUUCUGAUGAAAUUCAAGAUCUUCUCGAUUAAGUAGCAGGUUUUAUUCUAUUUUAUGAAUAACCAAUUAUUAUAAUAUAUCAUUAUAAAUUAUAAUUUAUUUUCCUUUCUUUGAAGAGAAUUUUUAAAUCUAAAGCGACAAAUGAAUACACAUAACCCAAUCACUGAAAGUGAUGAAAGUGAUUGGAUCAUCAACGAGUUUGGAGAGUGGUUGCGAAGUCAGGUACACUCAAUAGAUGAAACCACCGAAGAUGAGAAAUUUAGAAAAAUUCUGGCAGGGGGAUUGAAUUGUUAUGGUAAAAAAAUGAAGGGCUUUAAGAUCAAUGGGUAUAAAUUACAGAUCAUGGACCGUGAUAGUCGUUUGACUACCCAAAAUUCUGGAAUCAUGGUUGAAGCAGAUGGAGAAGCAUACUAUGGGAAAGUGAAGGAUAUAUAUGAAUUGGACUAUUAUGGGACUUACAAAGCUAUAUUGUUUCAUUGUGUUUGGGUAGACAUACAUAGGGGUGUUAAAUCAAAUCAAAAUGGCUCUAUAUGUGUUAAUUUCUCUAAGUUGAUGCAUUCAGGAAGAAAUUUGCAAGAUGACCCUUUUAUUUUCUCAUCUCAAGCAAAACAGGUUUUCUACAUUGAAGAUGAGAUACGAAAAGGAUGGUUUCAUGUUGUAAAGACUAAGCCUAGAGACUUGUUUGAUUAAGGGGAUGAGUUACCCGAAGUAGAUAACGACAAUGAAUGAUUAGUUUCCUAUUUAUUAUUUAAUUUGGAUUUGUAAUUGCUGAAUUUAAUUAUGAGUUGAUAUUUGUCAUUAAUUAAUAUUUCCUUUUGCUGAAUUUAUCCCUUUACUUUUUGUUAAUUUAUCCUUUUAUUUUCUCAUUUGGAUUUGUAAAUAUGCAUCUUUUCAUUUAUUUUUAAAAUUAAUCUUUCGUUUGAAUGAAGGAUAAUAGUUACCUUGUUGGAGUACUAUCAAAUUGCUUUCAGACAUUCUAUUUCUCUGUCUUCUGAAUUUUGUGAUGAAAUCACAUAUUUACUCUAAACUAAACCCUUGGUUUGCAUUUAGGCUUUAUAGUUGGGUCGCAUUCAGUAGAGAAGGGGUAAUCUACUUAUGUAUAAAGCUGGAAUUCUUUCCAUGAAUGUUUGUUACAAUAUCCAAUAUAGGGAGCCAUUCUCCUUGUUUUUUUCUUUGUGAAUCUUCUUUGAUGAUAAAUGGCAAGUUGAAGAUUGGUUAGCAUUUAGAGCAUUUGAUCUCUGUCUAAAUGUUAG